GGAAUUGGCCUAUCAUUAUCAUCAUUAUCACCAUCACCGUCUCUCAACACUUCUUCUCUCCCCCCACACUGAAACAAAGUGCUGCUGCUUCUGCUGCUGCAAAAGAAGAUAUCCUCAUUUCAGAUCGUACGAUUCUGGUGUCCAAAAAUUCUGUAAUUCCAGUAGUUUAUAGCAAAGAAGAAUCCGUGUCCGACGAAGAGAGAAUUUAAAAAAGACAUAAGCGUUAAUUGGGAGAGAAAAAAAAUUCUAGAUUGCAUAGAAUUUGAGUACUCCAAUGAAGAGAGAAAUUAAUACUACUAUCAAAAUUAUUGCGAAAGUAAUAGCGGGAAAUUAAAGAAGGAUCGUAAUUGGAGAGAUAUAAUUGAAACAUCGAUGAGAAGAUAUAAGAGCAAGUCGAAGGGAAUUGGAGAAAUGACGGUUGGCCAGGUGGAAGAGGUAGCAGUGAAGAUGACAGCAUCAGCUGAAGGGGAGGUUUCAGAGGUUGCCGGCCGUUCAAAGAAGAGGAAGAUGUGUGAUGGUGAUUUAGAGAUCUCAUCAACUGUAGCUUGUGUUAGAAGUCACUCUGAACAUAUUUCAGUUGCACAGGAGAGUUUAGUUACUCCGACGAGCGAGCUCAGUUCUCACGCUGCUCUUAGCUCUAACUUUGAUGACGCUUUAUUAGCAUCUUGCUGUGCAAGUUAUGAAAGCUCGAAAUCCCUAGAUCUGGAAGAGGAGACAGUGGAGAUUGCAACGCCGAAGAGUAAAGAAAGUGUUAAAGCUGAACUACGCCAAAUAGAGUCACCGACGAGACCACACCAUGCCAAUUCUCGCCGCCGACUAACGGAGGAAAAAAUGCCCUCGGAGACUGACCUUGAAGAAUUCUUUGCUGCAGCCGAGAAAGAUAUCCUUAAACGAUUUACCAAAAAGUACAACUUUGACUUUGUGAAGGAGAAGCCAUUGGAAGGUCACUACGAGUGGGUCCGAUCGACUAUAAAACCAUGAAGAUGAAUGGAGAUUAGCAAGAUUAACAACACGAUUUUACAAGCUAAGACCACGUACGAGCUUCUCAAUCUAAUUUCCUGGUAGCGCACUGAUUCUAGUAUUUCCUAGUAUAUUUUAAGUAUUCGUGCUUCUAAAAUAAUUCUCUCUUUUUCUCCUUUUUUCUUUUAUUUAUGGUUUAAGUUUGGAUAUGUACAGUUAGUUCUCUUCUUUCUUUCCACGUAUGGGAGCAAACCGGUCUCCCUUUGUGUUAAUUAAAAUUAGUUGCAUCUAGAAGUUGUGCACGCUGAAGCUGAACUCAAAAUUUACAACUGAUAAAUGAGAAGAAAGGCUCUUUUUUAUUAAA
This is a messenger RNA of Nicotiana tabacum (common tobacco), 1324 nucleotides long. RefSeq lists its product as uncharacterized. Gene Ontology annotation, biological process: negative regulation of cyclin-dependent protein serine/threonine kinase activity. Lineage: Eukaryota; Viridiplantae; Streptophyta; Magnoliopsida; Solanales; Solanaceae. Gene Ontology annotation, molecular function: cyclin-dependent protein serine/threonine kinase inhibitor activity. The record is from RefSeq and is a predicted model, not a curated record. Gene Ontology annotation, cellular component: nucleus.